AUGUCUGCGCCAGCGAUGAACCUUAUGCGCGUUUACCAGCAGUCCUUUGACCAUAGACCUUACGCAACGCUCUCGGUCACCAACGGGAUCCUGAACUCCGUAGGGGAUGCAGUAGCACAGUUGGCGACGCAGGUAGUGACAGGCAGGCGUUCGGAAGAGUCGAUGCGUUAUGAUUUCGCGCGUACGGCGCGCUUCUUCGUUUUCGGUUUUGCCAUGGGACCGCUCAUUGGCAAGUGGAACACCAUCCUAGAACGUCGUUUCCCCCUCCGAGCCAUCAUGCCUAACGACUCCGGCGGCAAGGCAGGCGCAGUCAGCAUCAAGGCCCUAGGAAAGCGUGUUGCCGCCGACCAAAUUAUCAUGGCUCCCAUCGGUCUGACCGCCUUUAUUGGCUCGAUGGGCAUCAUGGAAGGCCGGAACUUCGCGCAAAUCAAGGACAAAUACAAGGAUAUGUUUGGACCUGCCGUCAUCGCCAACUGGCAGGUUUGGCCGCUUGCCCAGCUCGUCAACUUCCGCUUCAUGCCCUUGCCCUAUCGCGUCCCCUUCCAGUCCACUUGCGGCAUCUUCUGGACGCUGUAUCUUUCAAUCUUGAACGCUAAGUAA
Molecule: messenger RNA, 600 nt
Organism: Punctularia strigosozonata HHB-11173 SS5
Lineage: Eukaryota; Fungi; Basidiomycota; Agaricomycetes; Corticiales; Punctulariaceae
Exons: 5
Coding region: 1-600 (199 amino acids)
Cellular component (GO): cytoplasm; membrane
Source: RefSeq, a predicted model, not a curated record